GAAGGUUUCAGAGAUAACCUAAAAAUAUACGUACAGGGUGGUGCUGGAGGAAAUGGUCUGCCCAAAUUUGGUGGUGUUGGAGGUAAUGGAGGAAAUGUUGUAGUAGCAGCCAAAGAAGACAUAUCCCUUGAAACUGUUUUCAAAUCUAACAAAACAAAGCAGUAUAUAGCUAAAGGAGGACGGCAUGCCUCACACAAUUUCAUCUUAGGAAUACCAGGAGAAGAUCUGAGGUUUGAAGUACCUGUUGGAGUGUCUAUUAUAACAGAAUUAGGAAAAAAAUUAGGUGAAUUGAAUAAUGAAGGUGAUGAACUUGUCUUAGCAAAAGGAGGUACAGGAGGACAUGCAAAAAAUGGUUUCUUGGGUACAAAAGGGCAAGCAUAUUUUGUUAGCUUGGACUUGAAACUCAUUGCUGACAUAGGAUUGGUAGGAUUCCCGAAUGCUGGAAAAAGCACACUCUUGAGGUCAAUAUCUCAAGCAAAACCAAAAGUUGCCAGCUAUCCAUUCACAACUGUGAAGCCAAAUAUUGGUAUUAUGGUAUAUAAAGAUCAUCGCCAAAUUUCCAUGGCCGAUUUACCAGGUCUCAUAGAAGGAGCCCAUGCUAACCGAGGAAUGGGUCAUGAGUUCUUGAAGCAUGUUGAGAGAACAAAGCUAUUGCUUAUGGUCGUUGAUAUAAAUGGCUUUCAGUUAGGUCCUCAGUAUCCUCAUAGAAGUUGCUUGGAAACUGUGAUGCUCUUGAUAAAGGAGCUUGAAAUGUAUAAUGAAGAUAUGUUGAUGAAACCAUCAAUGAUUUUAAUAAACAAAAUGGACUCUGAGGGAUCAUUAGAGAGAUUUCAAGAAAUAAGAGACCAUUUGAAAAAUCUACCAGAAUUUUUCAAACAAUAUCCCGAAGAGAUGAGACCUAAUAAAACAUUGAAUUUUUGUGAUAUCAUUCCCAUAUCAGCGAAAGAACAUCCUGAUGAUGUUGAACAUGUUAAACAGAAGUUACGUAAGCUAUUAGAUGUAUUAGCAGAACUAGAGAAGGAAGAGGAAGAUCAGAGCACUGAAAUAAUUGAAAAUGUAAGGAAAUCGUUGAAAGAAAAAGGACCUGUGCUUGUAUAA
This is a messenger RNA of Phaedon cochleariae (mustard beetle), 1098 nucleotides long. NCBI's taxonomy places the organism in Eukaryota, Metazoa, Arthropoda, Insecta, Coleoptera, Chrysomelidae. The record is from the annotation of a GenBank genome assembly.